Messenger RNA from Seriola dumerili (greater amberjack), 2828 nucleotides. It is a transcript of the gene nfatc1, whose product is annotated as nuclear factor of activated T-cells, cytoplasmic 1-like. The coding region runs from base 64 to 2685 and encodes 873 amino acids. Gene Ontology annotation, biological process: regulation of transcription by RNA polymerase II; cytokine production; calcineurin-NFAT signaling cascade. Gene Ontology annotation, molecular function: DNA-binding transcription factor activity, RNA polymerase II-specific; transcription factor binding; RNA polymerase II cis-regulatory region sequence-specific DNA binding. The transcript has 10 exons. Lineage: Eukaryota; Metazoa; Chordata; Actinopteri; Carangiformes; Carangidae. The record is from RefSeq and is a predicted model, not a curated record. Gene Ontology annotation, cellular component: transcription regulator complex.
GCUCCCAUCUGCAGCUGCUCUCACAGUUUGAUCUCAGACGUUUCUCUCUGCCUGAAGACGAAGAUGAAAUCAGCUGAGGAGGAUGCAUAUGGCUACACGCCAAAUGUCAGUCUCUCCCUCCCUCUGGGCAACCCGUGUAUCCCCUCCCAGUACCACAGCCUCCAGUCCAGCCCCACCAUAUCUGUCUCCGUCACCGAGCCUCACAGUUAUGACACCCAGGAUGACAUGACGGGGGCCGGCUAUUACUCGUCUUCGAGCACCCGCCCAAACGGAGCCCCGACCCUGGAGAGCCCUCGUAUCGAGAUCACGGCCUACGGUCAGUUUCCUGAGGAUGAGGUGGAGGAGAGCAGCCUUCCCGUCACCAAGAGAGUCAACUCCGUGGUGACACUGACCCUCCCCAGUGCCGACAGUUACCGUGACCCCAGCUGCCUGAGUCCGGCCAGCAGCAUCUCAUCUCGCAGCUGCCACUCUGACGCCUCCUCUUACGAGUCAGGCUUCUCCUACAACUACGACAACUCCCCCCAGAACUCCCCCUGGCAGUCUCCCUCUGUGUCCCCCAAAGGCUCCACCCUCGCCCUGCCAGGUGACGGCUGUGCCUCUGGCGGAUCCCCUCGCCACUCCCCCUCCACCUCUCCACGCACCAGUAUAACAGAUGACACCUGGAUGGGUCAGCGUGGCUCCAGGCCCAACUCCCCUUGUGGUGCAAAGAGGAAGUACAGCUUCAACGGCAGCGGGGCGCCACACAAGCACUACCCCUACUCGCCCAACCACUCCCCCGGACCGUCCCCGCAGACCUCGCCACGCCUCAGCAUCACAGAGGAGACCUGGCUCCCAAACACCAACCAGUACACCAACUCAGCCAUCCUGGCAGCCAUUAAUGCCCUGACCACAGACGGAGUGGCUGACCUCGCUGAGGGAAUCCCCAUGAAGGCCCGGAAAACCAGCCUGGAGCACAUCCCCACGGUGAGCCUAAAGGUGGAGCCGGGGGGCGAGGAGCUGAGUCCAGGGCAGCUCUGUGAGGACGAGCACCCAUCCAACCGCCUGUCGCUAAAGAAGGAAGGUUACUGCGGCGGGUUUCUGGACGUGCCGCAGCACCCAUACUCUUGGUCCAAGCCAAAGCAAUAUGUGAGCCCAUCCCUGCCGGCUCUGGACUGGCAGCUGCCAUCCAGCUCUGGGCCGUACAGCCUGCAGAUCGAGGUGCAGCCCAAGUCCCACCACCGAGCCCACUACGAGACAGAGGGCAGCAGGGGGGCGGUGAAGGCCCUGGCAGGAGGACACCCAGUCAUCCAGCUCCACGGCUACAUGGAGAGCGAGCCUCUCACCCUUCAGCUGUUCAUCGGCACGGCUGAUGACCGGCUGCUCAGGCCCCACGCCUUCUACCAGGUCCACCGCAUCACCGGGAAGACAGUGUCCACCCCGAGCCACGAGGCUCUGCACAACAACACCAAGGUGCUGGAGAUCCCACUGCUGCCAGAGAACAACAUGAGGGCCAUAAUCGACUGCGCCGGGAUCCUGAAGCUGCGUAACUCAGACAUCGAGCUGAGGAAGGGGGAGACGGACAUCGGACGCAAGAACACACGAGUGCGGAUGGUUUUCAGAAUUCACAUCAACCAGGCCACAGGCCGAACGGUGUCCCUGCAAGUGGCAUCCAAUCCCAUUGAGUGCUCCCAGAGAUCGGCCCAGGAGCUGCCGCUGGUGGAUAAGCAGAGCUUGGAGACUUGUCCCGCCCCCGGAGGGGAGAGGAUGCUCCUCGAUGGACACAACUUCCAGCACGACUCCAAGGUGGUGUUCGUGGAAAAGGCUCAAGACGGUCACCACCUCUGGGAGACUGAGGCCAAGGUUGAGAGAGACGCCUCAAAGCCUAAUUCGCUCCUGGUUGAAAUCCCUCCGUAUCGGAACCAGAGGCUCUCCACUCCGGUCCACGUCAACUUCUACGUCUGCAACGGCAAGAGGAAACGAAGCCAGUAUCAGCGCUUCACCUUCGUCCCCGCCAGCGUUCCAACAAUAAAGACGGAGCCACAUGACGACUACGACGCCCCCUUGUUGUGCACUCAGCAUGGUUCCACCCUGGCCUUGCACCCAAAGCCAUACUUCCCCUCGCAGGUCAUGCCCCCUGCGAUGAUGACCUCUGACCCCAGGCCGUGUGUUGUUGGUGGAGCUUACCCUGUCAGCCAGCCUAGACUGACAGCCAAGCCUUCCUCGCUGACCUCCUCUUCCUCUCCGUGCACCAGCCCCAAAUUGCACGACCUGUCGUCGUCACCCUUCUCCCCCAAGUGCCCCCCUGCCGGCCCAGCGGUCCCACACCAGGGCCCCCAGUCCCCGAUCCCUCACGUCUCCAUCAUCCAGGAGACCCCCGGGCGCUACCAGCUGCCCAGCCUCUACCCGCCCAGCAGCUCCUCCUCCUCCCCAACCUCGCAGCCCUCCACCCCGACCGACGCCCCCUUCUCUCCGGCCCAAUGCAUGACUCCAGCCCAGCCGGUCAGCGGCAGCACCAGCCCAGCCACCCAGCAGCACCCCAAAGCACCAGAAAGAGGGCGAGCCCCCCUGCAGGAGGACGGCAGCCCCCCGACACUGGCUGUCAGCAUCAAACAAGAACCGCAGGAGCUGGACCAGAUGUACCUCGAUGAUGUCAAUGAGAUCAUCAGGAACGACUUGUCCAGCAUCUCCGUCCACAGCCACGCAUAGUUUCCCGUCACCUGCAAAACUGACACAGAAAACAAACAAAAAGGGAAAAAACAAACAAAGGUGACUCUGCGCUCUGCAUGUUCGGACUACAGCGUGCACGAAGCAGCCAAAGGAAAUCCGAGGAGAACAAUUGUAAAUGUAUC